GCCGCAGCUGCUCGGCGGCCGCACUCGCCGGCCCAGCGCCUCCGCCCGCCCGCGCCCCCGGGGGCCAUGGUCGCGGGGCCGAGCGCGGGGGCGGCCCCCAGCGCGGCGCUUCAUGGAGCGGCCCCGGCCCGGCCGCCGGGGGCAGCGCGAUCCCGCGGGGCCCUGUGAGCCCCCAGCGCCGCGGCACCAUGUUGCUGGUUGAGAAGACAACCGACUCUCCGGCGGCCGAGUUCUCGCUGGUGGAGGACGUGGCGCUGCACUUCGCCUGCUUGAUGGGCCGCCUGAAUGAGCAGCGCCUCUUCCAGCCCGACCUCUGCGACGUGGACCUGGUGCUGGUGCCCCAGCGCAGCGUCUUCCCGGCCCACAAGGGCGUGCUGGCCGCCUACAGCCAGUUCUUCCACUCGCUCUUCACCCAGAACAAGCAGCUGCAGCGCGUGGAGCUGUCCCUGGAGGCGCUGGCCCCCGGCGGCCUGCAGCAGAUCCUCAACUUCAUCUACACGUCCAAGCUGCUGGUCAACGCCGCCAACGUGCACGAGGUGCUGAGCGCCGCCUCGCUGCUGCAGAUGGCCGACAUCGCCGCCUCCUGCCAGGAGCUGCUGGACGCCCGCUCCCUGGGCCCCCCGGGCCCCGGCACGGUGGCCCUGGCCCAGCCGGCCGCCAGCUGCACCCCGGCCACACCACCCUACUACUGUGACAUCAAGCAGGAGGCCGAUACCCCGGGGCUGCCGAAGAUCUUCGCUCGCGAGGGCCCCGACCCCUACUCGGUGCGCGUGGAGGACGGAGCUGGCACCACUGGGGGCUCUGGGCCUGCCCCCGUCGCGCCCACCCAGCCCUUCUUCAAGGAGGAGAAAGAAGGGGCUGCGGAUGAGGCGGCCGGUGCCCCUGGCAGCCUGUGCAAGCUGGAGACGGGGGAGGAGCCGGAGGAAGAGCUGGGAGACUCGGGCACCUACAGCCGCCGGGAGCAGUCCCAGAUCAUCGUGGAGGUGAACCUCAACAACCAGACGCUGCACGUGUCCACGGGCCCGGAGGGGAAGCCGGGCCCUGCCACGGGCCCAGCCACCAUGGUGCUGGGCCAGGAGGAGGGGCUGCAGAGACACUCGGAGGAGGACGAGGAGGAGGACAACGAGGAAGAGGAGGAAGAGGAGGAAGAGGAAGAGGAGGAAGGUGGUGGCAGUGGAGGGGAGGAGGAGGAGGAGGAAGAGGAAGAGGGUGGCAGUCAGGGAGAGGAGGAAGAGGAAGGUGAGGAAGGACAGAGUGAGCAGGAGGAGGAAGAGGAGGAGGAAGAGGAAGGGCACAGCGACCAGGAUCAAGAGAGCUCAGAGGAGGAGGAAGAGGAGGAAGAGGGGGAGGCGGGGGCCAGGCAGGGCCCCGGGGGCCGCAGGGGCGGCCGAGCAGACCCCCCUCCCCACAGUCGCAUGGCCACCCGGUCCCGUGAGAAUGCCCGGAGCCGGGGGGCCCCUGAACCCGAGGAGGCAGGGCGGAGGGGUGGGAAGCGGUCCAAGCCGCCCCCAGGAGGGGCCGCCACCGCCUCUGCCCGCGGGACCCCGGCUGCCGCCGACGGACUCGGGGCCAAGGUGAAGCUGGAGGAGAAGCAGCAUCACCCGUGCCAGAAGUGCCCCCGCGUGUUCAACAACCGCUGGUACCUGGAGAAGCACAUGAACGUGACCCACAGCCGCAUGCAGAUCUGCGACCAGUGCGGGAAGCGCUUCCUGCUGGAGAGCGAGCUGCUGCUGCACCGGCAGACGGACUGCGAGCGCAACAUCCAGUGUGUGACCUGCGGCAAAGCUUUUAAGAAGCUCUGGUCCCUCCACGAACACAACAAGAUCGUGCACGGCUACGCCGAGAAGAAGUUCUCGUGUGAGAUCUGCGAGAAGAAGUUCUACACCAUGGCGCAUGUGCGCAAGCACAUGGUCGCCCACACUAAGGACAUGCCCUUCACCUGUGAGACCUGCGGGAAGUCCUUCAAGCGCAGCAUGUCUCUCAAGGUGCACUCGCUGCAGCACUCGGGGGAGAAGCCUUUCCGGUGUGAGAACUGCAACGAACGUUUCCAGUACAAGUACCAGCUGCGCUCCCACAUGAGCAUCCACAUCGGCCACAAGCAGUUCAUGUGCCAGUGGUGCGGCAAGGACUUCAACAUGAAGCAGUACUUCGACGAGCACAUGAAGACCCACACAGGGGAGAAGCCGUACAUCUGCGAGAUCUGCGGCAAGAGCUUCACGAGCCGGCCCAACAUGAAGCGGCACCGGCGCACGCACACCGGCGAGAAGCCGUACCCCUGCGACGUGUGCGGCCAGCGCUUCCGCUUCUCCAACAUGCUCAAGGCCCACAAGGAGAAGUGCUUCCGGGUCACGCACCCCCUGGCCGCCGACGGCACCCCCGCGGCCCCGGGCCUGGCCCCCGCGCAGCCCUCGGCCCUGCCGCUGCUCGCGGGGCUGCCCCCCACCCUGCCGCCGCAGCCCCACCUGCCGCCGCCCCCGCCGCUCUUCCCCACCGCCGCCCCCGGGGCGGCCCCCGCGGGCGGUAGGCUGGGCGCCAACUAACUGCAGACCCCCCCGCACCCCGAGCCUCCCUGCAGGGCGUGCACCUGCCGCCCCCCACCUCCAGAGCCAGCUGGACACGCGACCCUGGGGGGCAGGCACCCCGUGCCCAUGGAGACCACCGCACUCCCAAGUGCCCCCUUUCCAGUGACUCCUGGAAGCCUUCGCUCUGGGGUGGGGGAGCUGGUUUUUUCGUUUGAAGUGGAACUUUGCAGCACCCCUCUCCAGGUGAGAGGGGUGCACAGGAAGGGAGGGGGUCACUGGAGGGGGGCUCUGAGUCCCAGCCAGCUUCUCCUCCCCACCUCCCCAUGCCGCCAAAUGUACCCCUCAUUAUGGGGGUUCAGGAAGACUUUGGGGUGCCAGCCCCCUUUGGAGGAGGUGGGGAGCCAUUCUGAGGGUAGUGGACAUGGAGGCGGGGGCUUGAGAGUGGACACCGUCUGGUGGAGAGAGGGGCAGGCAGGGGCUGGACCCCAGGAACUAGCUUUCCCCCUUUCACCCCCUGCCCCUGUCCGGCGCCACCUGUACCAGGCAGAGCCGAGGGGCCCGCCAUGCCCUUGGGUGGGGGGAGGUGGCCACCGGAAAUUCCAGCUUCUGCAGUCAAGGACCCCCAGCCCCGCAGGUGAUGGCCCCAGGGGCAGGGUCCUGGGCAAUGGUGUGAAGGGUCUAUGGUGCUAUCAGGAGGGCAGGAGGUGAGGCUGCCGUUCCCCGGGCCUGCAGCGCUCCCGGCCUUUCCCCAGCUGCCCACGUGGCCCGGCCAGCAGGGCACGUGUGCCCAUGUUUGUCUCCACUCCCAAGGGCAGCACCGGGCCUCAUCCUUCGGCCGGAUCACUAACCACCCAAGCUGGCGUCCAGCGUCCUGAGCCCUCCUGGCCUCUUGCAUGGGCAGGCGGGCCCCCCGCCAGAAAGAGGUUCUUGCAUUUCAGGCCCCAGGGGCCAGGUGGGGGCGGCGCUUGCCCCUGUGAGGCCAGCACUCACAGGACAAUUUUUUUUUUUUUGGUUGCCAUUUAAACGUCUUUACUCCUGCCUUCACAUUGGGGAGGAAGGUUCCAUAAGCUACGUUUCCUAGGUAAGCUCUUUCCUAGCGUGUUCAUACAGUUUUGUUUGUUACACUCUCUGCACCUUAAACCUCCACGACCACCCCCCCACCGCCACCACCUUCGCAGCAUGGCUGGAGGGGGGGAGAGGCCCAAGUCCAAGGGAGUCAGUUGGUUGGGGCCAGGGGGGGAAUCAGGCCCUGCCAGCCUCAGGGCUGAUGGGGGGUCAGCACCCCCGACCUUGUGAGGCCCAGGGCUCCAGGGUGGGGGCUGGGAACAUUUUAAUCAUCAAUAAACGAAGCACUUUAUUCUGUACAGAUGUGGGCAGGCCCCAGGAGCCCAAAUGAUUUGAGGGUGGACAGUCCAGCAGUCCGCACAACCCGGCUCGUCCCAUGGGCUCGGAGGGGCAGUGCCCUGGCCCAGCGGAGUUUGGGGCUGCGGCAUCCAAGCCAGAGCCUGGCUCCUCAGGCCGCCCCCUCGGGUGGGGGAAGGAAGGCCCACCCACCUGUCUCCCCUCCCCCACCACAGCGGGCUGACUCCAGCCUCAGGGGGUCAGGCCUGGGCCUCCCAGCCUCUUGCUUUCCUGCGACUCUUUCCCUCUCCCACACCCCUUGAUCUCUGGGCUUCCACGAUGUCCUCAGGGUCCCCCCCCUCCUGCCCCUCAGUGCUCCCCCACCCUCCACCCCCAACCCCCUUGCUAUUUCUAACCUCUGGUCCAGUGCCUGGCGGCUCUUCAGAGCUGGCUCACGUUUUCAAAAAAAAAAACAAAACAAAAAACAAAAAAAAAAAAGUUGGUCUCUCCCCCCCACCCCCACCCCCAGCCAUGGACUGUAAUUCUGGGGUCCCGAUGGGCUCCCCAAGCCCGUCGCUGACCCCAAGGUCUAUUCGUUGUCACCGGCUAGCUUACCCAGCAGCUAUAGCAAGCCUGGGGGCCCAGGUGUGUCAGGCUGUGCUGACAAGGGAGACCAGAGGUGGGCUGGGGGGGGGCUGGUGGGGAAACCUGUGCCAGGACUUGGGGGCCCUGUUCUUGCUAACGUCCCCACGGAGGGCGGGGAGGAGGGAUGGAGGCAGCAGGCUGGGUACUGGUGGAAACGGUCCCUGUAGCUGAAGUGGGCAUGGCUGGCCGUCUCCUAGAACUGUCCCCACGGGGCCGGGCCCACGUCCCUGGUGCUAACAGCUCACCCCUCUGGGCCAGUGCUGACGGGAACUUCUUUCAGGCCGGACCACAGGUCUGAAGCAAUAAUGGAACCUCGGCAGUGCCAGUAGGGGGCGGGGUUCUCGUUUUACCAGCUUUCACAUUUCCUUUUUAUUUUUGAAACAAACCAACAAGCACCUGGAGUUUGGAGUGAGGGGUCUGGGGGAGGGGGUGGGGGUUGAAAUCCCUCCACAUCCCAGGGGUGGGGAGGUGCAGAGCUUGGCCUCAUGGCCUCCCACUGGCCAUCUCGGGGGGUGAUGGUGGGCUUUCUCCUUCCUUCUGGACUUCCCAGCCCACUUGGUCAGUCUUCAGGGCCUGAACCUGAACUCCCCCCGCACCCCCCCACCCCCAGCUCUCCCUGGGCUCCUGGGUCCGGACCAGCUGGGGGAGGGGAAGAGGGAGGGGAGGAGGGCGAAUGGGCCGCAAGUCCAGUGGCCGCGGUGUGGGAGCAGGGAGUGGCCCACAGCAGGGCAGGGAAGCUGUGCCCGGGCAUGUGGAUCCUUCAUGUGUGGUCACGUGUGGCCACCCCCUCCCCACCCCCCAGCGCGCUGAGUGUGUGGGGAGCAGCAGGAGCGCGAGUGAGGAGGAGGAGAGGGAAGAAUAAAUUCAGUACAACUGUC
Messenger RNA from Sorex araneus (European shrew), 5386 nucleotides. It is a transcript of the gene ZBTB47, whose product is annotated as zinc finger and BTB domain containing 47. Bases 189 to 2540 code for a protein of 783 amino acids. Gene Ontology annotation, biological process: regulation of transcription by RNA polymerase II. Gene Ontology annotation, molecular function: RNA polymerase II cis-regulatory region sequence-specific DNA binding; protein binding; DNA-binding transcription factor activity, RNA polymerase II-specific. The record is from RefSeq and is a predicted model, not a curated record. Gene Ontology annotation, cellular component: nucleus. The transcript has 6 exons. NCBI's taxonomy places the organism in Eukaryota, Metazoa, Chordata, Mammalia, Eulipotyphla, Soricidae.